Molecule: messenger RNA, 4044 nt
Organism: Psylliodes chrysocephalus
Lineage: Eukaryota; Metazoa; Arthropoda; Insecta; Coleoptera; Chrysomelidae
Source: the annotation of a GenBank genome assembly
GGUUGUCAAUGUCAGCUGUCAGCCAACCGCUUUAAAAAAUUAACGCCAUAUUUGUUUGAUAUCUUUUUGUAUUCAACCAUUCAUUUUCAUGCAAAAGAAAAGUUUUUAUUAAUUUAGAAAAUUUGGAAAACUCCUAAAACAGCGCUAUUAAAAUGGCUGCUAGAUUGAAACAUAUUGAGGUAGAAAACUUCAAAUCCUAUCGAGGAAGAAAAGUCAUAGGUCCUUUGAAACCAUUUAAUGCUGUUAUCGGUCCAAAUGGAUCAGGAAAAUCAAAUUUUAUGGAUGCCAUCAGUUUUGUAAUGGGCGAAAAAACACAAAGUUUGAGAGUGAAGAGAUUAAGUGAUUUAAUACAUGGAGCUGCUAUAAGUAGACCAGUUUCAAGGAGCGCUUCUGUCUGUGCUGUGUUUUUUCUUGAUGGUGGCAAAGAAAAGGCCUUUCAAAGAUCUGUUCAAGGAUCUUCUUCAGAAUAUAGAAUUGAUGGCAAUGUUGUUACAUCAAACGAAUAUCUUGGUGAAUUGGAAAAACUAAAAAUCAAUGUUAAAGCUAAGAAUUUCCUUGUAUUUCAAGGUGCAGUUGAGUCUGUAGCUAUGAAAAAUCCUAAAGAAAUGACUUCUCUUUUCGAAGAAAUUAGUGGUUCUGGAGCACUAAAAGAGGACUACAACAGACUAUUCCAAGAUAUGCAGAAGGCUCAGGAAGAGCUUAAUAUGGCUUACCAAAAGAAGAAAGGUAUUAAUGCUGAGAAAAAAGAGGCUAGAUUGGAGAAAGAAGAAGCUGAUAAAUAUGCUCGUCUAAAGGAUGACUUGAAUGACAAACUAGUAGAACAUCAAAUAUUCCGACUAUUCCACAAUGAAAGGGAAAUGAAAAACCUCGAACAAGAUCUCAAAUCGAAACAAAAGGAAGUGGACAAAAUCGAAAAGAAAAAAGAAAAAUUCGAAGACGUUCUUAAAGAAAAGAAAAAAGAACACGGCAAAUACAAUCGCGAUCUGGCCAAAAUCGAACAAGAUAUUAGAGAAGUGGAAGUGGAAAUAUCCAAAAAGAAGCCGCAAUUCAUAAAAGCCAAAGAAAGGGUGACUCAUAUGCAGAAUAAACUCGAUGGUGCGAUUAAAACUUUGGAUAAAGCAAGGAAGGCACACGAGGCUCAUAUGAAUGAUAUAAAAAAGUUAGAAGAUGAAUUGCACACUGUUGAAAAGAAAAAAGAAGAGUACGAAACUCAAAUAGCUGGAGAAUCUCAGAGUCAAGGGAAAGACGUCCAACUUGAAGAUGCUCAAAUUAGACAGUAUCAUCGAUUAAAGGAAGAUGCAGCAAAAAGUUCUGCAAGAUACAUGCAAGAACUCGAUUCGGUAAACAGAGAACAGAAAGCUGAGCAAGAUCGUUUGGAUAAUAUUUCUAGAAUGAGAACCGACGCUGAAAACAAGCACAGACAAAAACUUCACGAAAUUGAGGAAAUGGAAAAGAGGAUUGAAAAACUAACUGAACUUAUCAGAACCAGCCAACAAACGUUACACGAUCAAAAACAGACAAGAGAAGGCUUGAAAUCUGACGUGGGCUUUUCUAAAGGUAGAGUUCACGAAAUUCAAAAGCAAUUGGAAGAUGUGAUGGAACAACUUGGUGAUGCAAGAACUGAUAAACAUGAAGAUGCUAGAAGGAAGAAAAAACAAGAAAUUGUGGAAAGAUUCAAGAGCAAUUAUCCUGGUGUGUACGACCGCAUGAUAAACAUGUGUCACCCAAUCCACAAACGCUACAACGUUGCCAUUACUAAAAACUUGGGUAAAUACAUGGACGCCAUCGUUGUUGACACUGAGCAUACCGGUAGACAAUGUAUCAAAUAUCUCAAGGAACAAAUGUUGGAACCAGAGACUUUCCUUCCACUCGAUUACCUUCAAACCAAACCUAUCAAAGAACGAUUGAGGAACAUUACUGAACCAAGAGGUGUUAAACUAAUUUACGACGUGCUGCAAUUCGAACCCGAGGCCAUCGCCAGAGCCGUUAUGUUCGCCACAAAUAACGCUUUGGUUUGCGAAACUCCGGAAGACGCUAUGAAGGUUGCGUAUGAACUCGGAGGUAGACUCGAUGCUGUCGCUUUAGACGGAACAUACUAUCAGAAAUCCGGUAUCAUUUCCGGAGGUAGUUUGGAUCUCGCAAGAAAAGCGAAAAGAUGGGACGAGAAACACAUGGCGCAGUUGAAAGCUCAAAAGGAAAAGUUAACAGACGAGUUGAGAGAGGCUAUGAAGCAAUCAAGAAAGGAAUCUGAAUUGAAUACAGUUGACUCCCAAAUUAGAGGAACUGAGACUCGUUUAAGAAUGACCAAGACUGAUAUGGAGUCAACGAAAAAACAAAAAAACUUGGUCGAACGUGAACUCGGUCGUCUGGAUGAAGAAAUGAAGAAGUACGGUCCGCAGUUUGAAGCGAUCGAAAAGAGCAUGCAGAAUCGAGAACAAGAAAUCGAAGAAAUUAAAUUGAAGAUGAACAGCGUCGAAGAUGUAGUUUUUUCAGAUUUUUGCAGGGAAAUUGGAGUGAAAAACAUCAGACAGUACGAAGACAGAGAAUUAAGAGCGCAGGAAGAACGAAAGAAGAAAAGAUUCGAAUUCGAGAAGCAGAUCAAUAAAAUCACAAGUAAUUUAGAUUUUGAGAGAAGCAAAGACACUCAAAAUAAUGUAAGCCGUUGGGAACGUACUGUAAACGACGAAGAAGAAAAACUAGAAACCUGCAAGAAACAGGAAGCCAAACAAAGAGACGAAAUCGAUAAAGACCUUCAACAAGUCGAACAACUAAAAGUGUUGAGAUUGAACAAGAAACAAGAAGUCGAAGCUGCCGAUGACGAAGUCGGAAAAGCGAGAAGAGAAGUAGGCGCGGUCGCAAAAGACGUACAAGCUGCCCAAAAGGCGGUUGUAUCUUUGGAAGGAAAAAUCGAAUCAAAGAAAAGUGAGAGACAUACGAUUCUCAUGCAGUGCAAGAUGGAUGACAUAGCAAUACCAAUGAUAGUUGGAAAUAUGGAAGAUAUUGCUGCAACUGAUCCAUCUGCUUCAUCUUCUACUAGUGAAGCUAAUUCUAGUGCAGUACAACAUGAAAAAGAAGCCAGGAUUAAAAUCGACUACAGAAGUCUCAAUGAAGAUCUAAAAGAUUUAGACGAAAGAGAUGAAAUUAAAAAAAAAGCUGACAAGCUUCUUAAACAAAUCCAUCAACUACAAGAUACCUUGGGUAAAAUACAAGCUCCCAAUAUGAGAGCUAUUGAAAAAUUACAAUUGGCAUGUGGUAAACUGCAAUCUACCAAUGAGGAAUUUGAGAGUUUGCGAAAACAAAACAAGAAAGCUAAAUCUGCAUUCGAGAGAGUCAAGCAACAGCGAUACGACAAAUUCACAAGAUGUUUUGACCAUGUGUCUAAUGAAAUUGAUAAUAUUUAUAAAUCUUUGGCUCAGAAUCAAUCUGCACAGGCUUUCUUAGGUGCUGAAAAUCCCGAAGAUCCAUAUCUAGACGGUAUUAACUACAAUUGUGUAGCACCCGGUAAACGUUUCCAACCUAUGUCCAAUUUAUCGGGAGGAGAGAAAACUGUGGCAGCUCUGGCUUUGCUGUUUGCCAUUCAUAGUUACCAACCCUCUCCCUUUUUUGUAUUGGACGAAGUCGAUGCCGCUUUGGACAAUACUAAUAUUGGAAAAGUGGCGAAAUAUAUAAGGGAAAAAACAGAGUCGCUGCAAACUGUUGUUAUUUCUCUAAAAGAGGAGUUUUAUUCGCAUGCAGAUGCCUUGAUAGGUAUUUGUCCUGAAAUAAGGCCAUCUGAUUGUUUGAGUAGUCAAGUAAUAACGUGCGAUUUAACAAAAUACGAACAAUUCUGACCCAAAGAGAAAUCUAAAAAAAAGUAAUUAUUAAUUAUUAGUUAGUUAUUACUAGUUUUCUAUAUGUAUUCUUAUUCCUUAAGUAUUUAAAAAUUAUUAAUUUAAGUCUAAAUUGAAACUUAAAUGUAAUAUUCUAUAGCAUUAUUGUUAAGAAAUAAAUUUGAUACUUUGUAGUUAAUUUUGAAUGUUCUUACAAAUAAAAAUUGUUCUUUUA